GGACGAUGGAGGCGCGCAGGGCCCGCCGGCCCCGCGCCCCUCACAGCGCCCAGCGCCGCCAGCAGCGCCGCGGGGCCCGGCCCUGAGCCACGCCGGAUUGAAUUUCUGCCUGGCUGAGGUUCCUGCAGUGGCAGCAUGGAGAUGAGUCGGGAGAAGCUGUGUGCCAGCAAGGCUGAUGGCAGCUCAGACUCUGCCUACCAGUGCUCGGCGUGCCACGGCGACCAGGACUGGGGCAGCACCAGCCGGGGCCGCGCCAAGUCACGCAGUUUGUCAGCUUCACCUGCCCUGGGAAGCACCAAAGAGUUCAGGAGAACACGUUCCCUGCAUGGACCAUGCCCAGUGACCACGUUUGGACCAAAGGCCUGCAUGCUGCAGAAUCCCAAAACCAUUAUGCACAUCCAGGACCCAGCAAGCCAGCGGUUGACAUGGAACAAACCUCCCAAGAGUGUCCUUGUGAUUAAGAAGAUCCGUGAUGCCAGUCUGCUGCAGCCCUUCAAAGAGCUCUGUGUGUACCUCACUGAGGAGAACAACAUGAUAGUGUAUGUAGAAAAAAAAGUAUUGGAAGACCCUGCUAUAGCUAAUGAUGAGAAUUUUGGACCAGUGAAGAAGAAAUUUUGCACCUUCAGAGAAGACUAUGAUGAUAUCUCCAAUCAGAUAGACUUUAUCAUAUGCCUGGGAGGAGAUGGGACCUUGCUUUAUGCUUCUUCACUUUUCCAGGGUAGUGUACCUCCAGUUAUGGCUUUUCAUCUGGGAUCCCUUGGAUUUCUUACUCCAUUUAAUUUUGAGAAUUUUCAGUCCCAAGUCACUCAGGUUAUAGAAGGCAACGCUGCUCUGGUCCUGCGGAGCAGGCUCAAGGUGAAGGUGGUGAAGGAGCACAGGGACAAAGGCUCAGUGCAGAAUGGGAUAGAGGAGAAUGGAGUCGUGUCUGCAAGCCUGGAGAAAGAAGUGGGCAAACAAAUUAUGCAAUAUCAGGUCCUCAAUGAGGUUGUGGUGGAUCGUGGCCCUUCCUCCUACCUGUCCAACGUGGAUGUGUUCCUGGAUGGGCACCUGAUCACCACGGUGCAGGGGGAUGGGGUGAUCGUGUCCACGCCCACCGGCAGCACCGCGUACGCCGCCGCGGCCGGAGCGUCCAUGAUCCACCCCAACGUCCCGGCCAUCAUGAUCACCCCCAUCUGCCCCCACUCCCUGUCCUUCAGACCCAUCGUGGUUCCUGCUGGGGUGGAACUCAAGAUCAUGCUCUCCCCUGAUGCCAGGAACACGGCGUGGGUUUCCUUUGAUGGAAGGAAGAGGCAGGAAAUCUGCCAUGGAGACAGUAUCAGCAUCACUACCUCCUGCUACCCCCUGCCCUCCAUCUGCUUCCGGGACCCCGUGAGCGACUGGUUCGAGAGCCUGGCCCAGUGCCUGCACUGGAACGUGCGCAAGAAGCAGAACAACUUCGCUGUGGAGGAGGAGGAGUUCUGAGUGUGCCCAGCCAGCAGGGCUCUGGCAGGGCAGGGGGGCAGAAUCCCUCCCCUCUGUUGCAUUUUGGAGCACUGGGAUGUGGCAGAAUCCCUCCCCUCUGCUGGAUUUUGGAGCACUGAAAUCUGGCAGAAUCCCUCCCCUCUGUUGGAUUUUGGAGCAGGGGAAUGUGGCAGAAUCCCUCCCCUCUGCUGGAUUUUGGAGCACUGGGAUGUGGCAGAAUCCCUCCCCUCUGCUGGAUUUUGGAGCACUGAAAUCUGGCAGAAUCCCUCCCCUCUGUUGGAUUUUGGAGCAGGGAAAUCUGGCAGAAUCCCUCCCUUCUGUUGGAUUUUGGAGCAGGGAAAUCUGACAGAAUCCCUCCCUUCUGUUGCAUUUUGGAGCAGGGCAGUGUGGCAGAAUCCCUCCCCUCUGUUGGAUUUUGGAGCAGGGGAAUGUGGCAGAAUCCCUCCCCUCUGCUGGAUUUUGGAGCACUGAAAUCUGGCAGAAUCCCUCCCCUCUGUUGGAUUUUGGAGCAGGGGAAUGUGGCAGAAUCCCUCCCUUCUGUUGGAUUUUGGAGCAGGGCAGUGUGGCAGAAUCCCUCCCCUCUGUUGGAUUUUGGAGCUGCCCUGUGGUUGUGGUUGAUGUCCCUCAGGGGUUGGGAUUGGGGAGGGUUUUGCUCCUUCCUGUGCAUCAGGAGGGGAGUGGAAGGCUCUGAUGGUUCUGAAUUUCCUUCCAAUGAGCAGUGGAUUAUUCCUGACUGCUAUCCAAAACCACAUCUGCAGAUUUGAUUGUAACCUCUGACUUACCAGUUCCAUGGUAGGCUGAAUGUAGCUACACUAGGGAAAAGUGGCAGCAGAAAAGUGGCAUUAAAAUCUUCCAUUUGAUAGGUUAUAACUCCAUUUAACACUGCUAGGAACAGAAAGGCUCUGAGAAGUUUUCUUUUUAAAAAUAAUAGUUCUUCUUUGUUAUCUUGCCCAGAAAAUACUUUCUUACUUGCAAGUGUGACACACUGAAGAAACAUCCACAAAGGAUGUUUUUUAUUAAUAGAUGGAAUUAGUAAUAAAAAGUAUAUAUUUUUAAUAUAUACAUUUCUUUCUCUUGUGCCCAUUUGAGCAGUGGUUGACCCUGGCUGUCAGCACUGUGGAAAUAGCCACAAACAGCAGGGAUGAGCAUUGAUUAUUUGUAGCUGAGCUGAUUCACAGCUCUGCACUUCCUCUUGGUGGGAAUCAUCCAUGUGUUGGUUUUUGUUAUUAUUUUUGUUUGAUUCCCUGGGAUAAAUGGUAGCAUUAGAGACUAUCAUGUUUAAAAAUAAUAAUAAUAAUUCUCCAAGUGUUCAAGAAGAAUCUGGACUUCACUUGCUACUGAAUUCACUGUUGUCCUGAAGAAAAUAUCCUGUUCUGAGAUCCUGAAUGCCCUCAACUUCCAUGGAUACCUUCCAACUCUUGGUGCUGAGCAAUCCAGGGUGGGAUUCUGCAUUGCUGGGUGGAGAAAUGAGAGGACACAUUCCCAGUGGAGUAGCAACGGUGCCUUCAGCACACUCAAGAUUAUUCUAAGUCUCACAUUUACUUUUUUUAAGAUGCUUUCAGGUGUUUCUAACUUCUCUCUGUACAUAUUUUAUUGUAUGUGCUUUUAUGAAAGAACAAAAAAAAAAAAAAACCAACCAAACCCCACCAAAAGAACUGGUUGGGGUGGGGGGAAAGGGUUUGUACUGUACUUCAACUGCAAAAUAGCAAACCCAAGGAUAAUGUUUACAUUUAUGUUCUCUGUGGUGCAGUCUCUUGAUCAUUUUAUCCAAACUUCAGCAUUUUCAAGUCUUGCUGCAUCGCUCACUGAAGGAAGGGCCAGGAGCUGUUCAGUGCCAAGGAAUGAAUUUCCUGCCUGAGGUGGGAGUUCCUUGGGGAUGAGGGAGAAUCUCUGCUGAAAUUUCUCAUGAUUGUCUUACGUUGUUUCUGUGGUCCAAAGUGGAAAUGGGAAAUGGUUUCAUUUCCAGCCUCUGCCUGACCUGUUGUCCUCUGGUGGUUUCAAUAAUGUCUCAUCCCUUUGGGAGGCUGAGCUCAUGAAAUGCAGGUGAGAGCACUUUUCCAGAAAAGAGAAACAAACUCUUGGUAAUGAUUUAAAAUCACAACGAACAGCGUUGGUAUUAAUGAACGCUUGGUUUGUACAUUUUGUAACAUAGAAUAUUGCUUUGGUUUGGUCAAAACCAGAUGGAUUUUGGGAUAUCUUGGAGAAUAUCCAGAGAGCUUUUGGGAUUUCUCUUUCACUUGAAUCUGCAGUCAUUGUUUUAUCACUGUUUUGAAGCUGCUUACGGGUUUCCUGAGUGAGUAUUCAGUUAUUUGAUAACUGGUUACUUUUUGAGCUAGAGAAGUGUCAGGCUAUUUUGCUUUGGAACUAUUUUAUUUAAACAUGCAAUAAUUGAGAGAAGGAGCAGGGUAUGGUGUCUAGAGAAACGUGUGGAUGAGUGCAGAAUGAGCAGUUCUAGGCACACUGGGGAGUGGAAAAUCAUUUUGCAGAGGUGAAAUGAUUUAUGAGCCUUAUCUAGUAUUUUUUUAAAGAUAAAACUAUAUUCAGCACUUUUUAUUUAUGCUUUUUAUAAUAGUAAAGCUAUUCUUGACUAAAUUGCCAGACUUUUAAUUUUCAGAGUGCACAGGUAAUGAAAUCUGUAAUCAAAGUGUACUGAACUACUUUAGAUCUACAUUAGGGGUUAGCUUGAAAUUUCUUCUUUCAAUUUAUCACCUGCUGCAAUGGCAUUGCUGCCUCUGAGGCUGCUGCAGCUUUGCUUGUACAGAGUUCUGCUGACAAAAGGCAUUUUCUGGGGGUGCUGAGCCCAGGCAGAGCUGCAGCCCUGGCUCAGGGAUCCAGUCCUGGCUUCUCCUCCAAAAGCUGCCUUGAUUCUCUCUGUUAAUCCAUCACCAAUCUGAGUGUACCAAGUCCCUUUCCAAGGCUUUUAAUCUGCAAACUGAGGAGAGUGAGGCUGCAGCAGCCCUGGAGUUGUGCAUUUCAACUGCUCCAGGAGCAGAAGCAGAAAAAAGCUGAAAUGCACCUCACUUUAUUGGCAAUAAAACCUCCUUGUGCUAAUGUAGCUUCUUCAGAAUAACUUGGUCAAACUGUGCUAAAAAACAGGGGUUUGCUGAUUAAGAGUUUUUAAUAAAAGGGUUUACAGGUCACUGGCACCUGCAAAUCCUUUCAUCUACAAAGGGCCAAAAUGGAAGCUGGGAAAUUAAUUUGUUUUUAAAAAGAAAAAAAGUUUUCCUCUGGUAGAAAUGGAAGAAGUUGUUACCAACUGUAGUAGGGAAUAAAGCAGUGUACUGAAUUUUUAAGAGCUAAAAAAAUCCUGUUACAGAUUGUUAACAUAUUGAAAACUUGGUUUUAAAUAUUGUUGAGAAACAAAAUAUUUUUCAAUCCUUUCAAUAAAACCUUUUUGUAAAGUUGAA
Melospiza melodia melodia is the source of this 4868-nucleotide messenger RNA. It is a transcript of the gene NADK, whose product is annotated as NAD kinase. Lineage: Eukaryota; Metazoa; Chordata; Aves; Passeriformes; Passerellidae. Gene Ontology annotation, molecular function: NAD+ kinase activity. The transcript has 12 exons. The record is from RefSeq and is a predicted model, not a curated record. The coding region runs from base 136 to 1461 and encodes 441 amino acids. Gene Ontology annotation, biological process: NADP+ biosynthetic process; NAD+ metabolic process.